GUUGUUUGGUAUCACAGGGAGGGGAUAGAAAGAAAGAAAGUGCUAAACACCCAAAGCACAGGCACAAGACAGGCUGUAACGUUAACAGUGUGAGUGUGCAGUCCUCCCUGCCAAGGACGGAGAAGCACCAGGGACCAUGGGUGAGAAUGGACCUCAUACAGAGGCGACGAUGUACUUUGAGGUGGAGGUGGACCACCUGGAGCGCGACGACGAAGAAGAAGAGGACAAGAUACACUUCGACAAAGACGAUGACCUGAUCGCUGAGCCUUCGUCGUCCUCUGGACGGGUGUACGACCGCACCACAGUACUCAUCGAGCGGGACCCAAUCCGGCUAGAUGAGGAGGGAGAAGAGGAGGGUCACUGUGGAGGGUACGAAGAUGGGGUCACCUUCCUAACUGAAGGGGAAGGUGAUGGGGAUGAAGAGGAUGGCUCUCUGGCCUUUAUGAACGACCCUGAUGGCAUGUCACAGGGUUAUGUGCACCACACCAUUUCUCCAGACCAGAUCCAGUUCACAAUAAAUCCAGGCUCCACUCGCAUGCCACGCAACAUAGAGGGGGCCACCCUCACCUUGCACUCUGAGUGCCCAGAGACUAAGCUGAGAGAGGUGAAGCGCUACCAGUGCAUGUUCGAAGGCUGCACCAGGACCUACAGCACGGCGGGUAACCUGCGAACACACCAGAAGACACACCGGGGCGAGUACACAUUCGUGUGCAAUCAGCAGGGCUGUGGAAAAGCCUUCCUCACCUCUUACAGCCUCAAGAUCCAUGUGCGUGUUCACACCAAGGAGAAGCCGUUCGAGUGUGAUGUGCAAGGCUGUGAGAAGGCCUUUAACACGUUAUACAGACUAAAAGCACACCAGAGACUUCACACAGGCAAGACAUUCAACUGUGAAUCAGAGGGAUGCACAAAGUACUUUACCACCCUUAGUGACCUGAGGAAGCACAUUCGCACACACACUGGGGAGAAGCCAUUCCGGUGUGACCACGAUGGCUGUGGCAAAGCAUUUGCUGCAAGUCAUCACCUAAAAACACAUGUACGGACACACACAGGGGAGAAACCAUUCAACUGUCCCAGUGACGGCUGUGCGAAGACUUUUAGCAGCCAGUACAGUCUGAAGAGUCACAUCCGGGGCCAUGACAAAGGCCAGCCCUUCACCGUCACCCUCACCCAUCCGCUCUCUGAAGAUGCAAAUCACUCGCUGUGCCUCAGUGACUUGAGCCUCAUCUCUACAGACUCGGAGCUCCGAGAGAACAUCCAUAAUACUCAUCAUUUGGAUCUCAGCAAUGUAACACCUGUGAAAAUCUUUGAGCUCAUGUUCCAGAGUCCUGAAAAUAGUGUCAGCCAAGAUGAUGCCCAUCCCAACGAGAGCCUUGCUGAAUCCUUCAGCCUAGAGACGCCUACCCACUCGGUAGUGACUGAUGGAUCGCCCCUCAUCUCUUUCUCUUUCCAUCCUACCUGCUCAUCUUCCUGUUCCCACACAACUGCAGUUAUAGAGGCUCCUACCCAGCUCAGUCAGAGCUCUUCCUCUAAGGCCUCCACCUCUGCUUCUGUCACCGCCACUGUCAGCUCAACGCAGCCUCCACCUUUCACUCAAGCAGCCGGGCCUCAGCAGAUCUCCGAUGCGCCUGCCCAAGCCUCUGUCCAAGCACCAAACCAUGUAACCCCCCAGCACUACGUGGCACUGCCAACCACAUUCCUGCAAUCAGAUAGUGCCACCCAGACCACUCCUCUACCACCAGACAUCUCCGUUCCAGCUCCAGUAGCUCCAGCACCGACCACCACAGCACCAGGCACUGCUCCUGUGUCUGCUGUUGCAGCCACCGCAACAGAUGCUGCUGUGGCAGCUGUGGCAGCUGUGGCUCAACCUGUGCCUUUGGCCAACAACCCUGUUCCAAACGCUGGCCCCGGUUUGGCUACCGCCCCUGCCACCAUCACCAUAGCGCCCACAGCAAACCUGCUGCAGCCCAGCCUGGUCAUGUCGGACCAGAACCUCCAGUGGAUCCUCAGCAGUGCUGCCAGCAGCCAGCAGAACUCAGAACAAUCGUCGCAUCAAGGAACUCCUAAAGUGGAAAAAGUUUUCUUCACUACAGCCAUACCAGUGGGAGGAAAUGCUGGCAGCUCAGUUCAACAGAUCGGCCUCAGUCUGCCUGUCAUCAUCAUCAAACAGGAGGAAUCCUGCCAGUGCCACUGUGCAUGCAGGGACGCUGCUAAAGAGAAGAGUUCAAAGAGUGCCUCCGCCAUUGUUUCCGCCCCAUCACAGCCACAACCACCAGAGCCUCCUCCUCCACCACUACCACAACCCCCAGAACCUCCACAACAGCCAUCCACCUCAUCUUCUUCAUGCAGCCUCCCCGCGUCUUCCUCCAAGGUGGGUGAGGUGAGGCUGGAGGCCCCCUCUUCUUCUUCUACUUCUUCUUCUUCCUCCUCCUCAUCCUCAGCUCAGACUCUCUCAACGAUAGUGAGCAGCACUGCCACAAACCCCCCCUCGUCUGAAGCGUUAGCCAAUAUGGAUGUCUCGGACUUCCUCUCCCUGCAGAGCCCUGAGACAGCUGCCAACAUUGAGGCUCUGCUGCUGGUCGCUGAUGACUUCAACAUGGCCACCGAUGGCAAUCCUUAGAAGAGCGGCCUUCUGAGUCUGGCACCGUGUGUUCGUCUUUUGCACUCACUCAUCCACACGCACCAAUUCCACCCACAUCUCGAGUCAUUCUCCACAGCUACGCCUCUUCUUUCUCCCUAUAUAGUGUGUAUCGAA
Molecule: messenger RNA, 2752 nt
Organism: Anoplopoma fimbria (sablefish)
Lineage: Eukaryota; Metazoa; Chordata; Actinopteri; Perciformes; Anoplopomatidae
Gene: mtf1
Product: metal-regulatory transcription factor 1
Exons: 11
Coding region: 137-2617 (826 amino acids)
Biological process (GO): regulation of transcription by RNA polymerase II
Cellular component (GO): PcG protein complex; transcription regulator complex
Molecular function (GO): RNA polymerase II cis-regulatory region sequence-specific DNA binding; DNA-binding transcription factor activity, RNA polymerase II-specific
Source: RefSeq, a predicted model, not a curated record